Temnothorax curvispinosus is the source of this 1932-nucleotide messenger RNA. Its product is annotated as reticulon-4-interacting protein 1, mitochondrial-like. Gene Ontology annotation, molecular function: oxidoreductase activity. The transcript has 8 exons. The record is from RefSeq and is a predicted model, not a curated record. Gene Ontology annotation, cellular component: mitochondrion. Bases 442 to 1884 code for a protein of 480 amino acids. NCBI's taxonomy places the organism in Eukaryota, Metazoa, Arthropoda, Insecta, Hymenoptera, Formicidae.
UCCGGCGCGUUACGUCACGCUCCGAAAGCAAACAAGUUCACGCCGUACCGUAACCGCACGCACGGCGCGAGCUAACCUAGCCCACGUAUCCGCGACGUGCCGAUGUCGAUUUAAAGGAGGGACAGGGAUUACAGUCCCCGCCGCGAACGCGACAUGUCGGCAGGCGAGCUUAGCUGUCCGAUUGAGAGACGUUGACCCGCGUCGAGAGUCGCCAGGAUGUUCGUCGACCCGUCAUCGCGCUUCGCACCACGAACUUGAUAUUCUAUUUCGAGUCGUACGCAAUGCGUUAAUCGUUUAUUUAUAAACGUGCCGCUUCUGCAACUGACGUUUACCGAGGUCCCACGCGCGCUCUCGCGUUAUCGUAAAAUGCGUUAAAGCUGCAACGUCCCUCUCUCUCUCCGUCGCACUGGUUUUUUUUCCCCCCAUUUUCGUGUACAAGUUAUGGACGAAGUUUGGUUUCACCUCUCGAAUCAGCUCGAAACGUUGCAGGUUCAAGCAUCGCUAGCGGCGCAACAGGGACAGCAAUGGUGUGCGGCUUGGCUGGCGCAGUUGCAAGAAUUUAUCCAGCAGCUUUGCGACGAGCAACACGCUCAGUACGCCAAAGACAUCGCGCUGGGCAUGGCUGCCUCUGUACAGAGAGGGUGGCAAGAAAUUCAGUUUCAGUAUUACAAUAGUCAAUGGAACACAAUAGAUUUUUAUCGCCAACUGGGAACCUUGUGUGCUGGUAAAGUGUCGAGGAGAGAAGCGAUGUUUUGCUUGACAGGCCUGAUGAUUGGAACUGUAACCGGCUACUAUAUCGGCGUAACUUGGAAACCUGCCUCUCGACAUGUACAUCAUAUAAAAGCUAUUGCCUGCCACCAUUAUUACGGUAUCGAGGGUGUGCUGAUGAUAGACGACUCUGAAAUGCCAACGAUUAAGAAAUCGAACGAAUUACUCAUACAAGUUAAGGCCGCUUCACUUAAUGUUAUCGAUACAAAGAUAUGCUCUGGUUACUCUAGGAUUUAUAGAAGAUUACUUAACUCAGGAAAACAGAAAGAACUACCUGUAACUUUAGGGAGGGAUUGCGCCGGAGUGAUAGUCGACGUUGGACAAGGCGUUAUCAACUUCGACAUCGGAGAUGAGGUAUUUUUAGCCGUGCCAUCGUGGGCUUCUGGCACGAUGGCGGAAUAUAUAAUUGUUCCAGAAACGCAAGUAGCAAGACGGCCUAAAUCAUGUAACUUCGAAGCCUCCGCCAGCCUGCCUUACAAUGGUUGCUUGGCGUGGGACGCUUUAGUUAAUAGAUCUGUCAUCAAGGAAGGCAAUGCCAAAGGAAAACGAGUUCUCGUUUUCGGCGGAAGUACUCCGAUCGGUUGUAUCUUGAUGCAAUUAAUUAAGUUAUGGGGUGGAUAUGUAGUAACCGCUUGCCGAACAGACGCCGUGCCCAUAAUGAGGGCAUUGGGUGCCGACGAAGUUAUGAUAAUAAACGAAACUGACAUCGAAAAGGAACUACAAUUACACGAUAAGUACGAUGCGAUUUUUUAUACUGAUAAUCAACCCUUUCAAGAACAUAUUUUAAAGAAACACUUGUUGCCUCAUGGCUCCUAUGUAUCAACUGUUCCUGAACAAUUGACGUCGGACUCGCUGGGAUUUAUUUGUGGAAGCAUAUUUGCUGGAUGUGUUAGAAUAAAAUUAUUGGUUCAGUACAUGUUCGGAUUUAACAUGCAUCAAUGGAAAGAAGGAGCAAAGUUGAAUGUCGCAUAUUUGCGAACAUUGUGCGAGCUGACCGAUGCGAAUCAAUUGCAAACGGUUGUGGACAGGGUGUACGCGCCAUACAAUAUCGAGCGAGCGUUGCUCCAUGUCUUAGAUCCAAACUCUAUUGGUAGUACGAUUAUAACGUUUCAGUGACAGUAUCAUUGGAAGAAAUUUAUAUCGCGACUAUAUAUCUUUUGUACA